AUAGAGUUAAGUCUAGGUUUGCUUUACUGGAGAAAAACAGUCGCAAAUCAUUUGAAAUUGAGAAAUUAGGAUAAAAAUGUACAUGAUUAAGCUCUUUCUUUUUAUUGUUCCUCUAGUUAUUUCCUCCAGAAUUGACCAAGACAAAUCAUCAUUUGAUUCUAUAUCACCAGAGCCAAAAUCAAGAUUUGCUAUGUUAGAUGAUGUAAAAAUUUUAGCCAAUGGCCUCCUUCAAUUGGGACAUGGUCUUAAAGACUUUGUCCAUAAGACUAAGGGCCAAAUUAAUGACAUCUUUCAAAAACUCAACAUAUUUGAUCAGUCUUUUUAUGAUCUAUCACUGCAAACCAACGAAAUCAAAGAAGAAGAAAAGGAACUGAGAAGAGCUACAUCCAAACUACAAGUCAAAAAUGAAGAAGUGAAGAAUAUGUCACUUGAACUCAAUUCCAAACUUGAAAACCUCCUAGAGGAAAAAAUUCUACUUCAACAAAAAGUGAGGUAUUUGGAAGAACAAUUAACUUUAAUUCAAAAUCAACCUGAAAUUCAGGAACAUCCAGAAGUAACUUCACUUAAAACUUUUGUAGAACAGCAAGAUAAUAGCAUCAAAGACCUUCUCCAGACCGUGGAAGAACAAUAUAGGCAAUUAACCCAACAGCACAGUCAAAUAAAAGAAAUAGAAAAUCAGCUCAAAAGAACCGGUAUUCAAGAACCCACAGAAAAUUCUCUUUCUUCCAAGCCAAGGGCACCAAGAACUACUCCCUCUCUUCAGGUGAAUGAAACAAAAAACGUAGAACAUGAUGGUAGCUCAUGGACAUUAAUUCAACACCGAAUAGAUGGGUCACAAAACUUCAAUGAAACUUGGGAGAAGUACAGAUAUGGUUUUGGAAGGCUUGACGGAGAAUUUUGGCUAGGCCUAGAGAAGAUAUACUCCAUAGUAAAGCAAGCUAAUUACAUCUUACGAAUUGAAUUAGAAGACUGGAAAGACAACAUGUAUUAUAUUGAAUAUUCUUUUCACCUGGGAAAUCAUGAAACUAACUAUACAGUACACCUGGUGAAGAUUACUGGCAACAUCCCCAAUGUACUCCCGGAACACAAAGAUUUGAAAUUUUCUACAUGGGAUCACAAAGCAAAAGAACACUUCAACUGUCCAGAAAGUUAUUCAGGAGGCUGGUGGUGGCAUGAUGUAUGUGGAGAAAACAAUUUAAAUGGUAAAUACAACAAACUAAGAGAAAAAUCUAGGCCAGAGAGGAGAAAAGGAAUAUUCUGGAAGUCUCAAAAUGGAAGGUUAUACUUCAUCAAAUCAACCAAAAUGUUGAUCCGUCCAACAGAUUCAGAAAGUUUUAACUGAACUGAAGCAAAUUAAAAGUGAAUAAUAAAUAUUAAACUCACCCCAAGAUACUGUGGUUUAAUAAUCUAGUAUUAAAUCCUUAAUUGUUUGAUAAAUCGAUUAAAAAGGCAUUAUCAAUAUAAGAGUAAACACAUCAUCACAACACCUCAAAAAACACCAUUUACCUUUGUCAGUCAAAAUUCUUAUGGUAUCAGCCCAGUCACAGCGGUGCAUAGAUGGUGUCAUCAUUUGGGAAGCUGGAAGCCACACGGGAGGCCCGAUUCAGUUACCAGGCCAACCUGAAGAUGCUAGACAUGAUCGUGCAGGCCUCUCUAAUCCCAACUAAUCGGGAGGCUGGCACAGAAAGGUGAUGACACAGUAGCAGGACACUGUCAAAAAUACCUCUCUAUGCCUCCAUCCAUUUCUCACUCUAUACCCUUUUUUUGGCCUCUCUUAUAAAGGAUUUCUUAAAAAACUGUAAAACUGUAAUAUCACUUGGUCAUAUGUUUUGUGAUGUGAGAAUCAAUUUUAGAUGGCAUCAAUCUAAAUUAAAUGGGUUAAUUUUUAAAUGAUUUUUCAAAAUAAAAACACCUACAAAAAAG
Tupaia belangeri chinensis (Chinese tree shrew) is the source of this 1923-nucleotide messenger RNA. RefSeq names its product angiopoietin like 3 (gene ANGPTL3). NCBI's taxonomy places the organism in Eukaryota, Metazoa, Chordata, Mammalia, Scandentia, Tupaiidae. The coding region runs from base 77 to 1342 and encodes 421 amino acids. The record is from RefSeq and is a predicted model, not a curated record. The transcript has 6 exons. Gene Ontology annotation, biological process: phospholipid catabolic process; triglyceride homeostasis; phospholipid homeostasis.